Molecule: messenger RNA, 2230 nt
Organism: Morus notabilis
Lineage: Eukaryota; Viridiplantae; Streptophyta; Magnoliopsida; Rosales; Moraceae
Product: aldehyde oxidase GLOX1
Exons: 1
Coding region: 421-2055 (544 amino acids)
Source: RefSeq, a predicted model, not a curated record
UCGUUCGGGUCAGAUAACCAGUUUUGAAAAAGAAAACAGAAUACUAAUUAAUAUAAUUAUCACUAACCAAAACGCUCAACAUCUAUAAAAGAAUAAAAAAAUUAUGAAACAAAAAAAAAAUCAUAUUCAAAAGGUAUGGAAGCAGCCUUUUGUCCUCCUCAACAAAUUAUUUGCAUUGCCUAAUUCCUCGAAUUGUCAUUUGACUUGGUCGGAAAUCCCUACAAUCGCACGUCUUUAAAUGCUUGGACGAAGUAGGCAACAUCUCUUCCUCACACACAAACAUACAUUUUAAGAACUACAAACAAAAACGAUUAGGAGCGCUAGCCAAUAUUAUCAAACACCUAGAAAAAGAAGUACAAGUUCUAAACACGACCAAAUAAACUAGCUAAUCUCUAACUAAAUAUAGUUAAUUAGCUAGCAAUGACUAAGCUACUCAUUACUCUUGCAAUCCUUUCCCUCCUCUUUUCUCUCCUGCCAUCUCCCACCGCUGCAGCGGGCGGGAGGUGGCAGCUCCUGCAAAAGAGCAUCGGCAUCCCCGCCAUGCACAUGCAGCUGCUCAACAACGACCGCGUCGUCAUCUUCGACCGCACAGACUUCGGCCGCUCCCAACUGUCACUGCCGGACGGAAAAUGCCGCAAUGACCGGUUUGACACUGCGCUGAAGGUCGACUGCACCGCCCACUCCGCCGAGUACGACGUCACGUCAAACACCUUCCGGGCCCUCACCGUCCAGACCGACGUCUGGUGCUCCUCGGGAGCAGUCAUGGCGGACGGAACCCUCAUCCAGACAGGCGGCUACAACGACGGAGAACGCCGCGUCAGGGUCUUCAAGCCUUGCGACGGCCGGACCUGCGAUUGGCAGGAGAUAGACCUCGGAUUAUCAGCUAAAAGAUGGUACGCCACCAAUCAUAUUCUGCCGGGCGGCAGGCAGAUCAUCAUCGGCGGGAGGAGACAGUUCAACUACGAGUAUUAUCCCAAAGACACCGAUAAGAACGUCCACAAUUUGCCAUUCUUAUCGGAGACAAACGACAAAGGAAUAGAGAACAACCUUUACCCUUUUGUGUUUCUAAAUACCGAUGGAAACCUCUUCGUUUUCGCCAACAACAGAGCCAUAUUGUGGAACUACGCGAGGAACCAAGUGGUGAAGAGAUACCCACAAAUACCCGGCGGCGAUCCGAGGUCUUAUCCGAGCACCGGAUCGGCCGUGCUUCUGCCAUUGAAGAAUAUCCAAGCAAGGAACGUUGAGGCCGAGGUUUUGGUGUGUGGUGGGGCUCCGAAAGGGGCUUACGUCCAAGCAGCAAGGAAAAAGUUCGUAGAGGCGUUAAAAACAUGUGCUCGGAUCAAAAUAACUGACCCGAAACCCAAUUGGGUAGUGGAAAACAUGCCUAGAGCUAGAGUCAUGGGUGACAUGGCGUUGCUACCAAACGGUCACGUUUUGAUAAUUAACGGAGCCGGGUCAGGAACCGCCGGGUGGGAAAACGCCAUUGACCCGGUUUUGAACCCAGUACUUUAUCGGCCUGAUAACAAAGCCGGGUCACGGUUUGAGGACGAAAACCCGACCACAACACCUCGGAUGUACCAUUCCACGGCAGUGCUUCUACGCGAUGGGAGAAUUCUUGUGGGUGGUAGUAAUCCUCAUGUGGGUUACAACUUCACAGGAGUGACUUUCCCGACGACAUUGAGCUUAGAAGCAUUUAGUCCUAAUUAUUUAGAGGCAAAGUUUUCAAAUGUGCGUCCAAGAAUAUUAUUGCCCACGUCACAUACUAAGGUCAAGUACGCACAAAAGCUAUUUGUUCGGUUUAGGAUUGGAGGAAAUGUGGCACAAAAUUUGGUGUCAGUGACAUUGGUAUCACCGUCGUUUACCACUCACUCUUUCUCUAUGAAUCAAAGGCUUUUGGUACUUCCAAGAGGUCAAAUACGAAGUUUAGGAAAAAAGACGUACCAUGUUGAGGUUGCUAUGCCUCGUUCCGCUAUCCUUGCUCCGGCGGGGUAUUAUUUGUUGUUUGUGAAUCAUCAAGAAAUUCCAAGCGAGGGUGUGUGGGUCCAACUCAAUUAAGACUAACAUAUAAUAUAAUAAAAUAUAUAGAUUGUACACUUUCUUUGUUGUUUGGGUUUGUAAUUAUAUAUACUCCCUUCGUGAUUGUUUGAACAUCAUAAACGACCGAAAGUUGUAUUUAGACAUGUUUUGUAUAUAUGCUGAAUAAUCGAAUAAAAUCAAGAAGAUUCUCUAA